This is a messenger RNA of Plasmopara halstedii, 2121 nucleotides long. RefSeq lists its product as uncharacterized. The record is from RefSeq and is a predicted model, not a curated record. The transcript has a single exon. Gene Ontology annotation, molecular function: chloride channel activity; protein dimerization activity. Lineage: Eukaryota; Oomycota; Peronosporomycetes; Peronosporales; Peronosporaceae. Bases 1 to 2121 code for a protein of 706 amino acids. Gene Ontology annotation, biological process: chloride transmembrane transport.
AUGACCGAUCCUUAUCCCCAGCCACAGACAGCCCAGCUGCGCAUACGUGCGCCACUGGACUAUGGUACUUCCCAAUCCGAUCUCAGCGGCCGCUGGGACUACGUCAUCGUGUUUCCUAAUCCUCCCAAACGUGUAAUCGAGGUAAGCGAUGAGCGUGACACCAUCAUUAAGCGACUGCGCAAUGCCGGGCUGCAAUUACGGCUCUUUUAUUCUGUCGGCAAGGAGCUCGUGUUCUGCAAAAUUCGUGCGCCCGAAGAACUUAUGCGACGUGAGGCUGAGACUCUUCAAAUGCAUCUUCAGCUGGACCCAACAGAGCUGCGUCACGCGUCGUUUAAUGGCAUACCAGAGUACGGUAUUGCUCCCUUUCCAAUUCGAGAUGUGAAGCAAACGUACCGAUACUCCCCGUUUGACUACAUCUUCGCGCCAUACUUUCAAGCUCGAGACUUGCAGCAUUUUUACACUCGAAAAGGCCCCAAUGGCUCGCUUUUCUCCAACACAGACCGCAUUAGACUCAUCGAGCACAUCAUCACCAAUCAUCAGACAGGAGCUGGCCAAGAUAUUGAUCGGCUAAUGUACGAAGGUAUUAUUGUGGAUACCUAUCCAUUGCAUGAGGAAGAGGAGAAGAUGGACUUGAAGGAACACUGGAUUGUAUGGAACACGUCUCCCAUGAACCAGCCAUUUGAUCGCAUCUGCCAAUAUUUUGGCGUUAAGGUGGCACUCUACUUCUUGUAUUUGGGACACUAUACUAAGUGGCUUCUCUACCCAACGAUCGUAGGAAUUUUGACAGGGGUAGUCAGCUACUCCAUUCCUCACGACAACUACAAUACUGUGUUCGCUUACGUUUCGCCCCUGUUUGGAGCUUUUAUGACGAUCUGGAUGACCGUUUAUCUCGAAAACUGGAAGCGGCUAAGCUCGCGCGAGACACUGCGAUGGGGCACUGCUCAUUUUUCAGAGACAGUGAAUCUUCGUCCACAGUUUUACGGUGAACGCAUCCCAUCGCCUAUUAACGGCAAGUCCACGCGAUAUUUUUCACCACGUGAAAAGUUUAAGAGAGUGGCUUACAGUUGGGUCGUCAUUUCGUUUCUGAUACUGAUUGUGUUUGUGCUCGUAUCAUCAAUUUUCAUGCUGACAUACGAUCUCACAAAAGGUGACGAUUCAAACAAGCUUGUGCUAGACAACUUCAAGUACGGCUCAAUUCUGUCUUCAUUAGCAAAUGUUGUUCAGAUCACUAUUAUGACAAAAAUUUACAACUACGUGUCUAUCAUGCUUGUGGACCAAGAAAAUCACCGUACGGAUAUGGAAUAUGAAAAUAGUCUCAUCGUUAAGACUGUGAUAUUCCAAUUUGUCAACAACUAUGCAGGUUUGUUUUACGUGGCAUUUUUGAAGGAAGGCUUUGAAGGCUGUGACGUGAGUUGCAUGCACGAGCUCGAGUACAUGCUUGCAAUUGUCUUUUGCUCUCGACUCUUUGUAGGCAACAUCACUGAAGUGGCGAUCCCGCGCUUUUUUGUGUACCUGAGCAAAUAUCGCUUAUUGGGUCAUCUAGAUGAAUAUAAUAAAUCCGAUGCUGAACGCGAGCUUUUUAUGGCGCAAUAUGACUGGCAAGGUACUUUCGAUGACUACACUGAGAUGGCACUUCAAUUUGGCUUUACGACAAUGUUUGUGGUGGCUUUCCCUUUCGCACCUCUGCUUUCAUAUGUAAACAACUAUUUUGAAAUUCGACUCGACGCUUACCGUUUAAUUUAUGAGUCACGUCGUCCUCGUCCACGCAACGUUCGCAGCAUGGGAUAUUGGUAUUUGGUCGUGCAGGCAUUUGCGGCUAUCUCGGUUUGCACUAAUGGUGCUGUUGUCAUUUUUACCGGGGAUUAUUUUAAUCAUCUCGAGGAAGCUACACGCGUAUGGAUGUUUUCAAUUUUCAUUGGCAGCAUGUUUCUAUUUAAAUAUUUCCUGGAGGUUUACAUUGACGACGUUCCUGAAGAUGUUGUCGCACAAAAGUAUCGGCAGGAGUUUCUGGUAAGUAAGUGUUUAUACCAUAUGCCCGACGACGAUGUGAACUGGUCCAUGAGCGCAUGUACUGAAGAUCCAGAGACAAUGCUUACCAUCGAUGACGAAGAUUUGUCGUGA